Annulohypoxylon maeteangense is the source of this 882-nucleotide messenger RNA. RefSeq lists its product as uncharacterized. The coding region runs from base 1 to 882 and encodes 293 amino acids. The record is from RefSeq and is a predicted model, not a curated record. Lineage: Eukaryota; Fungi; Ascomycota; Sordariomycetes; Xylariales; Hypoxylaceae. The transcript has 3 exons.
AUGGAACAAGAUAUGUCUAUUGUGGUAUUUAACAUGUUACCAACUUCAGUCCAGUCUCGAUUACCGGCAUUCCGAUCCCUCCGCCGAUCUACAAGUUUAUCUAUUUUGUCCCUUCGGCGCCGUUCUCUUAUACCUCAGAAAGACAUGGAGCAGGUGAUGAUUGCAAGGAGCGAAGAUAACUCGGUUGUUGAGCUGCAGCCAUGUUCAGAGGCAGCCACAAACGUCACUAGUAGUGAACUUGAGGUAGACCAGAAAAAACCGUUGAGCUGCGAUGACAGCAAUCCUAAUGCUAGCUCUGGAGUGAAGUGGAAUUAUGCCGCUCAAGGUUCCUACUUACAGCAGUCUGCCGCCCAUGAAACAAUUGACUUGGCCUUCGCAAGAAAGUCGUAUAUCGACGGUGUAGCGUACAUGCUAAAAGCCCUCCCGGACGAUAUGGACGACUAUGAAGCCGGAGUCAUCCGACGAGCUCUGCCAACCUCAUUCCAGCAAUUUGGGACGGAUAGGCAGAUCGAAGCAGGACCUAAAUGGCUUCCAUCUGAUAGGGCAAAGACAUUUCUGCACUCCACCGUCCAAGGCUUCGUGUCGAGUCUUGUGCUUUUCGCCUACCUACUCCUCUCCUUUCUGUCAGCCGUCAUCCGUACCGGAGCCCAUUACGAGCGGCAAUACAACAUUUCACAACACGUCGUCUCCAGUAGCUUUGUCUUUGCCACCGCCGUCGGGAAGCAGAGUGGUGCCCUAAGUGAGAAGAUUGGCGCUAUAAGUGACGGCAGACUUGGUAAACUGUUAUCCGACCUUAUCGCCUGGACUAUAGAGAGCGUUGCCGGCGGAGUCCAAGAUGGCAUUGGUCAGGGUCUACUUUUAAUCGAACAGAGACGUAAAUGA